Messenger RNA from Magnusiomyces paraingens, 243 nucleotides. RefSeq names its product 60S ribosomal protein eL37. Gene Ontology annotation, molecular function: RNA binding; structural constituent of ribosome. The record is from RefSeq and is a predicted model, not a curated record. Gene Ontology annotation, biological process: translation. The coding region runs from base 1 to 243 and encodes 80 amino acids. Lineage: Eukaryota; Fungi; Ascomycota; Dipodascomycetes; Dipodascales; Dipodascaceae. The transcript is spliced from 2 exons. Gene Ontology annotation, cellular component: ribosome; cytosolic large ribosomal subunit.
AUGACUAAGGGUACUUCCUCAUUCGGUAAGCGUCACAACAAGUCGCACACUCUCUGCCGCAGAUGUGGCCGACGAUCCUUCCACUGCCAGAAGAAGACUUGCUCUAGCUGCGGUUACCCUUCUGCCAAGAUCCGCUCCUUCAACUGGGGCCAGAAGGCUAAGAGAAGACACACCACUGGUACUGGUCGCCAGCAGUACCUCAAGACCGUCACCAGAAAGUUCAAGGACGGUUUCAAGGCCUAA